AUGUCCGAAUUUUCCAGCGACUUUCCUGAGGAGCCGCCGCCGCCGCCGCUCUGGAUCCCGCCGCCGGGGGCCUCGCAUCCCGGGCGGCCCCUCGGCUUCCCCGAGCUGCCCCGAAAGCGUAAAAUCGACGCGGGGGCUAUGACUGAGCCUUCGGUUUCGCCCAGCAAGCGCCGCGACGACGGGGAUACCGGUGCUCAGGGCGGCGCGGAGCGUGAGGGCCGCGGCCUGGAGACCGGCGAGUCGCAGCUGCUGCAGCCGCCCGUGCGGCCCCGCGGGCCGGGGGAGGAGCCCCGGGGUGUCCGGCCCCCGAGAGGCGGUGGCGACGAUGGGGCGGGGCGCGCAGAGUCCCAGCGGGGAGACUGGGGGGCCGCACCGCGCCAGCUCAGUGAAGAAUUUUGGCAGUAUAACACCUUCCAGUACCGGAGGAACCCUUUACCGCCUAUUGAUCUGGCAGACAUUGAGGAUGUAAGCGAAGACAAGCUGAUAGAAACAGCACUGCAGGGCAAGAAUGAAGUGGCUGAGAUUGACAUGGAGUCUUGA
This is a messenger RNA of Cervus elaphus (red deer), 540 nucleotides long. RefSeq lists its product as uncharacterized. NCBI's taxonomy places the organism in Eukaryota, Metazoa, Chordata, Mammalia, Artiodactyla, Cervidae. The record is from RefSeq and is a predicted model, not a curated record. The coding region runs from base 1 to 540 and encodes 179 amino acids. The transcript is spliced from 2 exons.